GCAGGAAAUAUUCCAUGCCGGAAGCACAGCAGAGUUGCUAACAAUUGAAUUGAUACCACUCCGACCAUAGCUUUUGGAGGUUUAGGGCCAUACAAGUCUCUGGAUAUCCGAAUUCAUCGAUCCACGUACAUCAUUUACUCCUUGAUGUUGGUUACGCUUACGGCCAUUCAUAACAGCCACGCUGGUGGAGCCGUCGCCGCUAUGGCUGAUGCUUCUCCGGUGAAUUCCUCAAUGGAAUCAUGUUCCAGAAUUGUCGCUGCGGAAUCUCCGAUUCUCAUAUUUGUCUUCUUUCACAAGGCUAUACGUGCUGAGCUUGAUCACUUCCAUCGCGACGCUAUUGAAUUCGCUACCAACCAGCAAAGUGGUGGCGAUAUUGGACCGUUGUUGCAGCGCUAUCACUUCCUUCGAGCUGUUUAUAAGCAUCACUGUAACGCCGAGGACGAGGUCAUCUUCCCGGCUUUAGAUCUGCGAGUGAAAAAUGUGGCAAGUACUUAUUUCCUUGAACAUGAAGGGGAGAGUGUUCUGUUUUGUCAAUUGCUGGAGCUUCUGAAUUCUAAUGCGUUGGAGGAAGGGAGCUAUAAGAGGGAGCUGUCAUCUUGUGUCAGGGCUCUUCAGAUAUCAAUAUGCCAGCAUAUGUUCAAGGAAGAGGAACAGGUGUUCCCGUUACUUACAGAGAAGUUUUCUUUUGAAGAACAGGCAUCAUUAGUAUGGAAAUUUCUUUGUAGUAUACCUAUUCAUAUGCUGGAAGUCUUUCUUCCCUGGCUUUCUUCCUCUAUUUCUCCGGAUGAGCUUCAGAUUAUGUGCAAAUGCUUGAGCAAAAUUAUCCCAGAGCAAAAGCUUCUUCAGAAGAUAAUAUUUUCCUGGAUGGAGGAUGCAAGAACGACUCGUGCCAAUCAAAGUUUGUACGACGAAAAUUUAGACUUUCAAUGUCUGGGUUCUCAGGUUCAUGAUCUUAUAUGUAGACCAGAGAAGGGGAAUGACAUUUCUGAAUCAGCUAGAAUUGGUAAAAGGAAAUACAUGGAGCAAAGUAAUUUUACCUAUUCUACUGUUUCAAUUGCUUGCCCCAUCAAUGAAAUAUUAUAUUGGCAUAAUGCUAUAAGAAAAGAACUAAAUAGCAUAGCUGAGGCAGCUAGGGACCUACCAUUGUCUUCUGAUUUUUCUGAGUUGUCUGCACUAAAGGAGAGGCUGCAGUUUAUUGCAGAAGUCUGCAUCUUCCACUGCAUUGCUGAGGAUAAAGUUAUAUUUCCUGCUGUAGAUGCUGAAUUAUCUUUUGCUGAUAAGCAUGCAGAAGAAGAAAUUCAAUUUGAUAAGCUUAGGCACUUGAUAGAGAGUAUCCAAGCUGAUAGAGCUAAAUAUUCUUCUGCUGAAAUUCAUAAAAAGUUAAGUUCUCAUGCUGAUCAAAUUAUCAAGACCAUCCAGAAGCACUUCCAUGAUGAGGAGUUGCAUGUUCUUCCACUUGCUCGGAAGCAUUUUGGACCCCAGAGGCAGCGAGAACUUCUGUAUCACAGCUUAUGCAUAAUGCCCUUGAAAUGGAUAGAGCGUGUCUUACCUUGGUUGGUAGAAACACUUACUGAAGAAGAAGCAAGAUCCUUUCUUCAGAAUAUGCAAAUGGCAGCUCCAAAGUCGGAUCAUGCGCUUGUUACACUAUUUUCUGGUUGGGCAUGCAAAGGUCAUCCCAGGAGCCUUUGUUUUUCUGGAAGUGAUCUUAGCCAUUGUGCUGAACGGAUAUCGACUGGAAAUGAAGAAUCAUGCUCCUCCUUUUCUUCUGCCAGUGAAAAACCUUCUUGCAUUCAGGCAACUGAGUGUGCCAGGCCAUCCAAAUGUGAGAAGGAAGUAUGCCAUGGAGACUUAAAUGGCCGUCUUCCUUUGAAAAGCCCAAGCAAAAAACGUCAGUUCACUCGCUCGAAAAAAUCUGCUUGUGUCCCUGGGUUAGGAGUGGAUGACAAUAAUUUAGGAAUGAGAUCUCUGGCAGCAGCAAAAUCAUUGCGUUCUUUGUGUUUUGGUCCCUAUGCUCCUUCUCUCAACUCCAGUCUUUUUAGUCUGGAGAAUGAUCCAAUCUCCUGUGGCAGUGGUUCUAAGUCACGACCUAUUGAUAACAUAUUUAAAUUUCAUAAAGCAAUAAGCAAAGACUUGGAGUUUUUGGAUAAUGAAUCUGUGAAUCUCGGUGACUGCAAUGAUACAUUCUUUAGGAAAUUUUGCGGUAGGUUUCAUCUGUUGUGGGGUUUAUAUAAAGCUCAUAGUAAUGCAGAGGACGAUAUAGUAUUUCCUGCAUUAGAAUCAAAAGAAACUCUUCAUAAUGUGAGUCACUCUUAUACAUUAGACCACAAACAGGAGGAAGAGCUAUUUGAAGGUAUUUCUACUGCACUUUCCAAGCUUACAAACGUUCGCAGAGACUUGAAUGGUAAGAAAAACUGUAACGAUUCAAAUUGGAUCAUGCCUCAUACCUCUGAUAUCAAUGAUACUAUGAGAAUGAAUAUUGAGCUGGCAACAAAGCUCCAGGGCAUGUGUAGAUCAAUUAGAGUGACACUUGACCAACAUAUUUUCCGUGAGGAAUCGGAGUUGUUACCGUUGUUCCAUACAUAUUUUUCUGUGGAAGAACAGGAUAAAAUUGUUGGUAGAAUAAUUGGUACUACAGGUGCUGAGGUCCUUCAAUCAAUGUUGCCUUGGGUAACUUCUGCACUUACUCAGGAGGAGCAGAAUAAGAUGAUGGAUACAUUGAAGCAGGCAACCAGAAAUACAAUGUUUAGUGACUGGCUAAAUGAAUGGUGGGAAGGCCCUGCUACAUCUCCACAUUAUAUGGAAUCUGUCAGUCAUGUAUCUGGAGGUUCUGAUUCCCAUGGCAACUGUGACCAUAAAAAUGAUUCGGUUUUCAAGCCUGGAUGGAAAGAGAUUUUUAGGAUGAAUGAAAAUGAACUUGAAUCAGAAAUAAGAAACGUUGCCCGGGAUUCAACCAUUGACCCUAGGAGAAAAGAUUAUCUGAUUCAGAACUUGAUCACCAGUCGCUGGAUAGCUUCUCAGCAGAUGCUACCCCAAGCAACUGCAGGUGAAAACUCAGAUGCAAAAGAACUGAUUGCAUGUGCUCCAUCAUUUCGUGAUCCCGAGAAACAGAUUUUCGGGUGUGAGCAUUAUAAAAGAAACUGUAAGCUUCUUGCAACUUGUUGUGGCAAGUUGUUCACUUGUAGUUUCUGUCAUGAUAAAGUCAGUGAUCAUUCGAUGGACAGGAAGGCUUCAACUGAAAUGAUGUGUAUGCGCUGCCUCAAAGUUCAGCCUACUGCAUCUGUUUGCUCAACACCAGCCUGUGGUGGUCUCUCUAUGGCAAAGUUCUACUGUAGUAUUUGCAAACUUUUUGACGAUGAAAGGGAAGUCUAUCAUUGUCCCUUCUGCAAUUUAUGUCGUCUUGGGAAGGGACUCGGUACUGAUUUUUUUCAUUGUAUGACGUGCAACUGUUGUUUGGCAAUGAAAUUAGUUGAUCACAAGUGCCAUGAGAGGGGCCUAGAAACAAACUGCCCUAUUUGCUGUGAUUUUUUGUUCACGUCUAGUGAAAGUGUUAGAGCUCUCCCUUGUGGCCAUUUCAUGCAUUCAGCUUGUUUCCAGGCUUACACUUGUAGCCACUACAUAUGUCCAAUAUGUAGCAAGUCCUUGGGAGAUAUGACGGUAUACUUCGGCAUGCUUGACGCAUUACUGGCAUUGGAGGUACUCCCUGAAGAAUACAUGGAACGCUGUCAGGACAUAUUGUGCAAUGACUGCUCCAAGAAGGGGAAAGCGCGCUUCCACUGGCUGUACCAUAAAUGUGGGAAUUGUGGAUCUUACAAUACCAAGGUGAUUAAGGUUAGUUCAAGCUCCGCACAGCAAUGAACUAGUAAGCUUCAGUGCCUCUUGCUCGUUUGUUUAAGUGUGCCCUUGUGGCAUGGCAUGGCAACAGUAGAAGAACAGCAUUUUGUAUGGUUUUCAUAAUGGAAAAUGGACAGAUAAGUGUAAAUUAAGGGAAUUCAGGAGCUUGAUGAUUGAUCUAAUCUAACAGAGUUAUUUAGUGUUGUUGAGAGGUGGAAAAUGAAAGGAUCCAAGGACUUAUGUUUGAGAGUGAAAUGGGUAAAUGUAUAUUUUUGGUUCUAAUUCAUGCAACUAAUUUCUUAUAAUCAGAAACAGAAUUCUUGCCUUUUUUCUCUUAA
Cucurbita pepo subsp. pepo (vegetable marrow) is the source of this 4169-nucleotide messenger RNA. RefSeq names its product zinc finger protein BRUTUS. Gene Ontology annotation, biological process: protein ubiquitination; ubiquitin-dependent protein catabolic process. The record is from RefSeq and is a predicted model, not a curated record. Lineage: Eukaryota; Viridiplantae; Streptophyta; Magnoliopsida; Cucurbitales; Cucurbitaceae. Gene Ontology annotation, molecular function: ubiquitin protein ligase activity; zinc ion binding. Gene Ontology annotation, cellular component: plasma membrane; nucleus.